AUGGCUCAAUUACCAGUCGACGAAAUCCCCCCUGGCGAUCCUAUCUACGCGUGGGCACCAGUUGGUGAUACCAUCAAUAGCUCACCCAGCUCCGACGCUGGUUCCAACCACGAGAAUCCUCCCAACGUGAGCGUAACGGCUAACGCCGAUGGCCUAUACGAAUCCUCCGUCCCAGCCUCGCGGACCGUCUUGUCCCCAAAUACAUGGUAUGACAUUUUCCCCUUCGAUCCAAGUGGGAUUCCAAGGGAUAUCGCGCAGGAAACCCUCCGCCCCUCUCCCCACGGCGGCGAAGAAGAAGAAGAAGAAGAAGAAGAAGUAGGCGCCCAGCUGGUGGAUAUCCUCAUGUCGUUCCGUACUGAGUCCUCUGAUAUACAAGGGAAUUUCAGAAUUCAGGUUUCGAAGGAAAGGACGAGGCGGGAGGAGUAUUAUCCUUGGUUAGAUCAUGUGGUUGAACAUGGGGCGGUGCAGCACAGCACGGGGGGCGCCGAAGGCGCCGAAGGAUCAGCGGAAGGAGGAGGCAGAAGAGAGGCGGGGGAUGGGGCGGUGGUACCAGCUGGAAGGUUGGGUGAGGUGGUGGAGACGGUGUUUGGAGGCGCAUCGGAGGAGGAAAUGCAGGAUGCAUGGGAUAAGGCGAUGGAGGUGUUUUCGAAGGUGCAUUAUAAGUUCCACGAGGAGUGA
Molecule: messenger RNA, 678 nt
Organism: Cryptococcus amylolentus CBS 6039
Lineage: Eukaryota; Fungi; Basidiomycota; Tremellomycetes; Tremellales; Cryptococcaceae
Exons: 1
Coding region: 1-678 (225 amino acids)
Source: RefSeq, a predicted model, not a curated record